Hydractinia symbiolongicarpus is the source of this 1902-nucleotide messenger RNA. RefSeq names its product rab GDP dissociation inhibitor beta-like. The transcript has 3 exons. Lineage: Eukaryota; Metazoa; Cnidaria; Hydrozoa; Anthoathecata; Hydractiniidae. Bases 128 to 1456 code for a protein of 442 amino acids. The record is from RefSeq and is a predicted model, not a curated record. Gene Ontology annotation, molecular function: Rab GDP-dissociation inhibitor activity. Gene Ontology annotation, biological process: protein transport; vesicle-mediated transport; small GTPase-mediated signal transduction. Gene Ontology annotation, cellular component: cytoplasm.
AGGCAGUUCCCUUGCAUUGCAGGUUGUCUUUUCUUGUUUCACAAGACCGAAAGUCAUUGCAUGCGAUCAGAAGUAGAAAGCUACCAAAUCACGGCCAAGUAAAAAGUAAUUUUACAUCUUCUACAAAAUGGAUGAGGAAUACGAUGUAAUUGUUCUUGGUACAGGUCUUACAGAAUGUAUUUUAAGUGGAAUUAUGUCAAAAAGUGGGAAGAAAGUACUGCAUAUGGACAGAAACAACUAUUAUGGAGCUGAAAGUGCUUCUAUGACCCCUUUACAAGAUUUGUACAAAUUGUUUGGUCAAUCCUUGGAAACUGACGACAAAUAUGGAAGAGGAAGGGACUGGAAUGUAGACUUGAUCCCCAAGUUUAUCAUGGCACAUGGAGAGUUGACAAAGCUUUUGAUACACACUGAUGUCACAAGAUAUUUGGAAUUUAAACAAAUCGAAGGUAGCUAUGUAUACAAAAGAGGGGCUAACGUUUUUAAAGUUCCUGCCAGUGAUAAAGAGGCUCUUGCAACAAGUCUAAUGGGAAUAUUCGAAAAAAGAAGAUUCAGAAACUUUUUAGUUUGGGCUAUGGCAUUAGAGUUUGAUAAUCCUCAAACUUUUAAUGGGGUAGAUCCUGAAAAAACAACCAUGGAGGAGGUUUACAAAAAGUUCAAACUAGAUCAAAAUACAGCUGACUUUACAGGUCAUGCAAUUUGUUUAUUCACUAAUGAUUCCUACUUAAAGGAACCAUGUAAAGAUGCAGUAAAAAGAUUAAAGUUGUAUUAUGAUUCACUGUCAAGUUAUGGAAAAUCCCCAUAUUUGUACCCACUUUAUGGCUUGGGAGAAUUACCACAAGGAUUUGCUCGACUAAGUGCUGUGUAUGGUGGAACAUACAUGUUGGACAAGCCAGUUGAAGAGAUUGUGUAUGAAGAUGGAAAGGUUGUGGGUGUAAAGUCCGGUGGAGAAGUUGCAAAGACAAAAAUGGUUAUUGCUGAUCCAUCAUAUUUUCCUGAUCGUGUAAAGAAGGUUUCACAAGUUGUGCGAGCUAUUUGUCUGUUAAAACACACUGUUGCAAAAGCUGGAAACUCACCAUCCUUCCAAUUGAUUGUGCCUGCAAACCAAGCUGAUAGAAGAUCUGAUAUUUAUGUUGGUGUUUUGGGCAAUCAGAAUCAAGUGGCAUCAAAAGAUUACUACUUAGGGUUUGUUAGUACAACUGUUGAAACAAGUAAUCCAGAAGCUGAGCUUAAACUUGGCCUCGAUUUGUUAGAACCCAUCGAACACAAAUUUGUAACUGUUAAAGAUGUUUUCCAUCCUACAGAUGAUGGAAAAGCUUCUCAGGUGUUUGUAUCAAGAUCUUAUGAUGCUACCAGCCAUUUUGAAACAACUUGUGAAGAUAUUAAAGAUAUUUACCAGCGUGUGUUUGGCGAAAAGUUUGAUUUCGAGAAAGUAAAAUCUACAGAAUUGAAUGAAUGAACUGGAAAGGUUAAUUAUUACAACUAGUGCUUGGAAAAAUAAAACAAUUGAUUGAAAAUUUAACCAUUUGUUCUAAGACAUUUGACCACGUUAAAUAAUAAAUAAAUAAAAUUAUUGUAGUAGCAAAUAUUUUCUGUGAAGGAGGAUUUUUUUAUUUUAAAAUAUUUUCUUAUGUAUGUAUUUAGAGGGGAUUUACGACGAGUACUCCCUGCUAUUAGGCUUGUUUAGAUUCUUUAAGAAAACGAUUUUUUUUCAACCAACUGGUAAAGAUAAAGGCUUAUAUCUUUUUCUACUGAUAAAAUCUCCACGUUAUCUAAGCAGGCAACCCAGUUGUGUUAUCUCUCAAACCAUUUAGUAUAGAUAAUUGUUAUAACGGCGCUUCAUUAUAAUUUCAAAUUGGGAAAUUAUGAAAUUUAGUUGAAAUAUAUUCUGCAUUUCAUCUUUCA